Ictalurus furcatus (blue catfish) is the source of this 3538-nucleotide messenger RNA. It is a transcript of the gene syt11a, whose product is annotated as synaptotagmin XIa. The coding region runs from base 347 to 1630 and encodes 427 amino acids. Lineage: Eukaryota; Metazoa; Chordata; Actinopteri; Siluriformes; Ictaluridae. Gene Ontology annotation, cellular component: membrane; synapse; axon. Gene Ontology annotation, biological process: vesicle fusion; cellular response to calcium ion; calcium-ion regulated exocytosis. The transcript has 4 exons. Gene Ontology annotation, molecular function: calcium ion binding; calcium-dependent phospholipid binding; clathrin binding. The record is from RefSeq and is a predicted model, not a curated record.
CCGGGGUCCUCAGGCGCAGGCAGUGCAGAAGUGGAGCUCACUGCAGCAUCACUGAACCAGAGCGGAGACAGCGGGCUGCGCGUGCGCGUUUCCAUGCGCGUCACCGUGCGCGUCCUCGAGCAGCGCGCGCGGCUGAGGGAAACAGAGCGCGUGCGGUGCGGGAGUGCGCUCGGGUACGGCUCCAGUCCAGCAUCCAGAGCAAAAACAAAAUAAAUAUAUCAACAUAAAUAUAUUCAUGGACGUGAACUAGGGAGCGGGAUUAGUUUCUUUUUCCCGCCUUUAAAAAAAUAAUAAUUCCUUACUUUUUAUUUAUUUGUUUUGGAUUUGCUGAACGCAGUCUUCUAAAAUGGCUGAGAUAGCGAGUCUGAGCCCUGCCUACGAGGUGUCCCCAGUCUUGGCGGGAUUUCUUGGUGCGGGAGUUCUGGUCGUCACGGUGACGGUGGCCGUCUUCCUAUGGACUUUCUGCCAGCGUCAGUAUCGCAGAAUGACGUUUAAGUUGAGCAACGGCCCGUUCGACUCGCCCACCGACCCGCCGUUAAAGUUCAUCCACAUGCUCAAGGGCAUCAGUAUCUACCCCGAGACCCUCAGCAACGCCAACAAGAUUAUACGAGUGGGCCGGAGGUCAUCAGCAUGGCAACGGAACCACGACUCUGACGUUGAGGGUCACGCGCAUUUGCAGAUGAACCACCUGGUACCGCCGAAACUGGAGCGAGCGCUGCCAAUCCGGGCCAAUUACUGCUGUUCUGAGAGCAGCGGCUGCGAAUCGGCCAGUAAGACCCCGACUCCUUUCAGCCUCGACUCGCCCUCGUUGGGCACCCUAGAUCUCGCCAUUGACUACAACUUCCCCAAAAAGGCGCUGGUGGUGACGAUCGUAGGUGCACGAGGUCUCCCGGCCAUCAACGAGCAGACGGGCAGCUCGGACCCGUAUGUGAAGAUGAGCAUCUUGCCCGAGAAGAAGCACCACGUAAAGACCCGCGUGAUGAGGAACACGCUGGAGCCGUCGUUCGAUGAGACGUUCACCUUCUAUGGCGUUUCCUUCAGCGCACUGGCUGACCUUACACUGCACUUCCUGGUGCUGAGCUUCGACCGUUUUGCCCGCGAUGACGUAAUCGGAGAGGCGCUGGUGUCGCUGUCGGGGGUCGAGCUUAGCGCAGGCAAAGUGCACAUCAGCCAGCAGAUCACCAAGAGGAAUGUACAGUGCGGGAGACGUGGUGAGCUGCUGGUGUCUCUGUCCUACCAUCCUGCAACACACAGACUGAACGUGGUGGUGCUCAAAGCCAAACAUCUUCCCACCAUGGACAUCACCAGCCUGCCCGGCAACCCGUACGUGAAGGUGAACGUGUUCUACGGCCGCAGACGCAUCGCCAAGAAGAAGACGCACGUGAAGAAGUGCACGCUGGAGCCCGUCUUUAACGAGUCGUUCGUGUACGACGUUCCCGCCGAGCUCAUGGCCGACGUCUCCAUCGAGUUCCUGCUCAUCGACUUCGACCGCACCGCCAAGAACACCGUCGUGGGCCGUCUGGUGCUGGGGGGGCAGAGCCCGACGCCGUCCGGCGUCACACACUGGAGGGAAGUGUGCGACAACCCGCGGCGGCAGAUCGCCAAGUGGCACAACCUGUCCGAGUUCUAACGCUCUACAUCACUUCCCCUUCGUCCCUUAACGAUAAAGAUAGCAACCCGUCUGUUACCCUUCUCUCAUGUAGGUGUAUCCUAGCCUGAAUACACGUGUGUGUGUGUGUGUGUGUGUGUGUGUGUGUGUGUGUGUGGCUGUCGAGAAGCAGCCUAAAGACCGUAAUUGGGCCCUGCAGUAACCCAAGGCACGAUUUUACUUGAACAGCGCCUGCGUUUCAUUCGGACCGAGGCUGCCUACGUAGGCUCCGUUUCCCUGCACCGCUUGUGCUCCUGUUUUGGAAGACGGACUCGAGGACCGCCGUCUACCUGUCAAAGGUCCCUUAUUUUGGACAGCUGAAGAAAAACAUCACAGACUUAAUUCCGAUCUGUGUCUCCGAUCUCAUCUAGCACCACAACCUGUGAUAAAACGUCAGCUCGUUAUUAUCACGAAUCAUCUCCAUGAUCCAAACGUGUAACGUUAGCACACGCCUGCUUUCAGAAGAGUCGCAAAGGACGUCCACUGAUCGAAUGAACUUGGCUUCGCAAAACAAAAACAAACGAUGUUCAGCAAAUAUUCCUCUGUGCGGAUUGCGUCCUCUGGCUGAUGAAGCAGAAGAAGACGCUACGCCCUUCAGCAGCGCUUCGGAUCCAUCCAGACGGGGAUGUCGAGGCAGAAAGUCUCCGAAACGUCCGACGAUGGGGCGUGAAAUCCUGAACGUUGCUUAGAAUGAAUGCUUAUGAGUUGUGUAACGUGCACACGUCAGUUCGCGAGUCACGUGGCGUUUGUGUUUACGUUAAAUUACGCUAAUAAGAAAGAUCAGCCUGACGUAAUUAAAUCACGGACAUCGUGAUCACGGACAUCGCCAACGCUCGUUAUUAUUUAUGAAGAUUUGUUCGUUUCUUCGCAUCGAGUCCUGAUGGGAAUUUUGCUUAAAGUGCACCUAUUACGGUUUUUCAAAUAUUCCCGUUCAUGUAGUGUGUUAUAUACGGAGCGGUUUGUGAAUGUAAAAACGUCUGCAAAGUUUCAAAGAUCAAAGCGCACGACAAACGGGGUUAUCGACUCCCAAAAGAAGGAAUCGAUUCUGAACAGCUGAAUCGACUCGUUAGUGAUUCCGGACUUUACUUCCUGUACAAACCUACGUAGGUUCGUAACAAAAAGCCCCGCCUCUGGUCUUCAUCGGCUGCUCGCUGACAGCGGUAGACCAAUCACGACAGACUGGGUCGUCUGACCAAUCAGAGCAGAGUAUGCUCUCUGAAAGGAGGAGUUUAGAACGAAUCCUUUAGAACGAAUCAUUUAACGAGUCGUUUGUGACACUGGGGGAAAAAGGUAACGCUGCAGUUUAAAUCAUGAGCACGUUAAAGCGUUUUUUGACCUCGGAUGCACCUAAAUCUAUCGUAUGAGUGCUUUAAAACUUAAUUAGGUACGUUUCAAAUCCAUAACAGGUGCGCUUUAAAUAAUUACUCAGAGACAUCAUGACAACUUCAGACAAAAAAAAAAAUCACACAAAAAAGCAACGGAGAAGUUUGAACGAUGGUACAUGGAUGAUUAAGAUCCAUAAUAACGAGUGCUAAAGUGGGUGUGUUUUUGGGAGGAACAACAGUUGUGUGAAUUACGCCAGGCGGAACACAGAAGCAGGAAACAGUAUGCGAAUCCCGAUUUUCACUGCUGUGCGCCGUUUGUCCUCGAUCGUCACGACGAAUGCAGAUACGGAACUUAGCGCAUCGAGGACAACGUUCUUUAAAGUAAGAUAUUAGCACAAAGUAAAAGAGUGCGUGUGCCGUUCGUGACGCGAAACGGUACGUCCGACCGAAAACCUUGGCGUCGCGGCCCGAACGCCAUCUUUUUUUUAUUUUUUUUUUUUUUAGAAAGAUAUGAUCGUUCAGAUAUUAUAAUGAGGCAUCAUCUUGAAAAACUUUCUCCUAAAAU